AUGUCGUCAACCCAUUCACUUUCGAAGCUUCUGAGCAACCUUUCGCUGGCGCCGAUGACGCCGACAUCGGUGUUCACAACAAUGGCAAUCAAUUCGACAACCAGCCGAGCUUUUAGCGCGUCAUCGGUGUCUCUCAAGCGCAGAUCGGCGGACGCCGGCCGCAAACCGACGCCGCAACAUCUAAAGCCCAAAAUUGGUACUGGAAAGACCAAAGCGUCAGCUUCGAAGCGCAAGGCCAAGGGCAAACCGACGGGCCAGACGGAGAGCGGGCGAAAGGUGCGCACUCUCAAGCAAAACAUGUUCUCACCGGCACCGCCACCCCUGCGCAUGGCUCGCCAGCGACACCUGCGCCACUGGACCAUCCAUCGAGCGUGGCAGCUGUUCCGCCGCCAGCAGCACGAGGCGCUGCAUAAGGAGCGCAGCCGCAUGCAGGCGGGCAUGUGGAACGCGUGCGAGGCGCUGCGGCUGACGGAGGGUCCCGGCGGUCGCGACCAGGGAUACCUCUACCGUGUAGCCAUGGAGAAGAAGGGCGUGUGGAACGGCGACGCGAUCCCAAUUGAGUAUGCGCGCAUGCAGACGGAGACGCCGGCUGUUCAAGCGUGGAAUCACGAGUGGAAGCGAUGA
Cordyceps fumosorosea ARSEF 2679 is the source of this 624-nucleotide messenger RNA. Its product is annotated as RING finger domain protein. NCBI's taxonomy places the organism in Eukaryota, Fungi, Ascomycota, Sordariomycetes, Hypocreales, Cordycipitaceae. The transcript has a single exon. The record is from RefSeq and is a predicted model, not a curated record. Gene Ontology annotation, biological process: mitochondrial translation. Bases 1 to 624 code for a protein of 207 amino acids. Gene Ontology annotation, molecular function: structural constituent of ribosome.